Fusarium keratoplasticum is the source of this 1653-nucleotide messenger RNA. RefSeq lists its product as uncharacterized. The record is from RefSeq and is a predicted model, not a curated record. The transcript has 2 exons. Lineage: Eukaryota; Fungi; Ascomycota; Sordariomycetes; Hypocreales; Nectriaceae. The coding region runs from base 1 to 1653 and encodes 550 amino acids.
AUGUAUCGUCCUUCAGGUGGUCAAAAGGGCGAGAUCCCCGAUGCCACAUCAACCUCGAGUGUUUCGCGGACGCUGCAGCAGUUUCGAGCCCAGAGCGUAGGCGUUCCUAUCCGCACAGAGACUCCGCCACGCCUGUGGCCGACGGUUGUCCUAAGGGCUGGACGAGAGGAAACUUCGCGCCCUGUAGCCAUACCAACACCCCCAACGCAGACCAGGACCCUCAACAGGAACCAGAAGAUGUAUGCAGUUCGCUCUCAGCCUUCGAUGCCCAGGUUUGAGCAGUCCAGCUCAGAGACCACCAAUUCGCCUCGAGAGGCAAGCCCAGAUCUCUCCCAAGGGUCGCCACCAGGAGGUGUGCCGUUGCCUGCACCUCUGCACAUCAUCCAUGCCGUUACAGAAUCGCAGGAGAAGCGAGAUGUUGGUGCUGGCACUCUCACUAUGGUUGUGAGUGAAGGGCAGGACCAAGCUGCUGAGAUUCCCUCCUUGGCCGCGCAAGAGAACGAAAGAUCAACUGAACUUCCGAAAUUUGAAGCGCCACUUAGCCCAGGGCCUUUCAAACUGCCCGCCGUCGUGGCUGCUGUGGACAAAUGGCAACUGGAUGACUGGAAGCCGCCCAUCAUCACCUACUUCAAGCUUUCUCGGGAUCCAGCCAUGGAUCAAUGUGAUAUCGACACGGAUACCGGAGAGCUCAUGAAACCCCUCAAGCACAUUAGGAUCAAGACGGAGGACAGAACAAUCACCCAUAAUAUGGGAGAUCCCGAGUGGCGAAGGUGGAACAUGACAUCGGAGAUGUACAUUUCCAGGGAGCUCGCUCGUCGCGAGAAACUCAAGGAAGAGGUCCUUGGCCAGCUAAAGCAAGAAGAGGUAUCACAGCUGCCGGAAGAAGAACCCUGGCCCGACGCCCGAUGUACUUUACGACCCGCAGUCCCCGAGGACUGCGCCCAGAUUGCUCAGAUUGUCAACCUGGAGAUUCAGAAGGAAGGCCACUCGCAGAUCCUUCUUCCUCAGCCUGUCACGGCUUCGGAUAUCCGGGCUGUUUAUGACACCUGUUUGCGCGGCCUGCGGCCUUUCAUCGUGGCGGUUCCCUCGCAGAGCGAGUUCCUGGACCGAUCCAAAUGGCCAAAGGGGGCAGAGCAAGAGUACCAGGAAUUCCUGAAGUUCAAGAAGGCUCAAGAGCCAUCCAAGCCUGCAGUCAUCCUUGGGUUCGCCUUUGUCACCGAUACUCGACAGGGUUUCCUUGGUCACAUGUGUCCUGCAUCCAGACUCACAGGGCAGAUCAAACUGGCAGUCCACCCUGAGCAUCGAAGAAAGCUGAUCGGAACCGCACUUCUUGACCGGAUUCUGGCUUCUGUGACGAUAGGCCACCACAGUCUGGUCGACUUCAAGUGGGAGUGUUCAAACCCCAAUUCCAUGUACGAGUACCCUGCCGACAGGAACCGCCGACAGUAUGCGAGAGUCUACGUUGAGACAUUCUUCACCGGAGAAGAUGACCCGAGCCUUGUUUGGAUGACGGGCAUGCUGGAGAAGUUUGACUUCAAGCGAGUUGGUCUUUUCAAGGAGACUGCCAAGAGAGGAACCCGCGGCGGCGAGUGGCUGGACCUGGUUGUGUGGGAGUUGGAAGUCCGUUCCGCCGAGGAGCUUGCUAACUACUGA